GCGCGUCCCGGGCGGUUCGGCUCAACAGACGCUGGUGUGCCGGCGCCCGGGAGAGGCGCUGCAGUUGUCGCCGCGGCCGGGGCUGGGACGAGGCGGCGACAGCGGACGGGACAGCCCAGGGUCGCCCACUCGCCGUGCGGCCGCGGCGGCUGCGCCCGAGUCUCCAGGAGACGGCGCGGGACGUGAGCGCCCUGGUACGCAGCCAGGCCUGCGUGGGCCGGAGGCCGCAGGAACCGGAGCCCGGGCGCCGCGGUGUUGAAUCAAGGCACCUGUCGUGAAGACGCCACCAGUACCUCCUACCACUGUCAACUGUGAUAUCAUUGGCCAAAUGAAAAGUGCUUUGAAGUGAUUGAGUAAAUAUAUUGGAACACAGUACAUUCUCUACGAAUUUCUUUUGUGAUUUGUGGGUUAUGGAAAUCCCAAACUUGGAAUUUCUAGCCAAGAAUGGAUCAGCAAAGUUUAGAUUUACAUGAAACUGAUACUGCAAAUAUAAUUUACUACAUAUUAAACAGUAGAUUCUUAUGGAAAUCUGUUAGUCCUACUUUUUGAGCACUUAUGAAUAACCACGUAUCUUCGGCACCAUCUACCAUGAAGCUAAAACAGACCAUCAACCCCAUUCUUUUAUAUUUCAUACGCUUUAUAGUAUUACUUUAUACUAUUAUAACAUACAUUCCAUAUUAUUUUUUGUCUGAGUCGAGGCAAGAAAAAUCAAACCAAAUUAAAGCAAAGCCCAUAAAUUCAAAACCCGGAUCUGCAUACAGAUCUGUUAACAGUCUGAAUGGCUUGGCCUCGGUGUUGUACCCUGGAUGUGACACACUCGAUAAGGUUUUUAUGUAUGCAAAAAACAAAUUUAAGGACAAAAGACUCUUGGGAACCCGUGAAGUUUUAAAUGAGGAAGAUGAAGUACAACCAAAUGGAAAAAUCUUUAAAAAGGUUAUUCUGGGACACUACAAUUGGCUCUCCUAUGAAGACGUCUUCGUUAGCGCUUUCAAUUUUGGAAAUGGCUUACAGAUGCUGGGUCAGAAGCCGAAGACCAACAUCGCCAUCUUCUGUGAGACCAGGGCCGAGUGGAUGAUCGCCGCGCAGGCGUGCUUCAUGUACAACUUCCAGCUCGUUACUUUGUACGCGACUCUAGGAGGUCCUGCAAUUGUCCAUGGAUUGAAUGAAACAGAGGUGACGAACAUCAUCACUAGUAAAGAACUCUUGCAAACAAAGUUGAAGGAUAUCGUCUCUCUGGUCCCUCGCCUGCGGCACAUCAUCACGGUCGAUGGCAAGCCGCCCACCUGGACCGAGUUCCCCAAGGGCGUCAUCGUGCACACCAUGGCUGCAGUGCAGGCGCUGGGAGCCAAGGCGAGCACGGAACACAAACCCGAGAGCACCCCAGCGCCCUCGGAUGUUGCCGUCAUCAUGUACACAAGUGGGUCCACGGGGCUGCCCAAGGGGGUCAUGAUCUCCCACAGCAACAUCAUUGCCGGGAUCACUGGCAUGGCGGAGAGGAUCCCACGCCUGGGAGAGGACGACGUGUACAUCGGGUACUUGCCUCUGGCGCACGUUUUAGAGUUGAGCGCUGAGCUCGUUUGCCUCUCUCACGGAUGUCGCAUCGGCUACUCUUCACCCCAGACGUUAGCAGAUCAGUCUUCAAAAAUAAAGAAGGGAAGCAAGGGGGAUACAACCGUGCUGAAGCCCACGCUGAUGGCCGCGGUGCCGGAAAUCAUGGAUCGAAUCUACAAAAAUGUCAUGAAUAAAGUGAAUGAAAUGAGUGGUUUUCAACGUAACCUGUUUAUCCUGGCCUAUAAUUACAAAAUGGAACAGAUUUCGAAAGGACGGAGCACUCCGCUGUGUGACCGGUUUAUUUUCCGGAAAGUUCGAAGCUUGCUAGGUGGGAAUAUUCGGCUCCUGCUGUGUGGAGGUGCUCCGCUUUCCGCAGCCACGCAGCGCUUCAUGAAUAUCUGUUUCUGCUGUUCCGUGGGUCAGGGCUACGGGCUCACGGAAUCUGCUGGCGCUGGGACAAUCACGGAAGUGUGGGACUACAACACCGGCAGAGUGGGCGCACCGCUGGUCUGCUGCGAAAUCAAAUUAAAGAACUGGGAGGAAGGUGGGUACUUUAAUACGGAUAAACCGCAUCCCAGGGGUGAAAUCCUUAUUGGUGGCCAGAACGUGACCAUGGGGUACUACAAAAACGAAGCAAAAACGAAAGCUGACUUCUUCGAAGACAAAAACGGGCAGAGGUGGCUCUGUACUGGAGACAUUGGGGAGUUUGACCCCGACGGGUGUUUAAAGAUUAUCGACCGUAAAAAGGACCUUGUAAAGCUUCAGGCAGGAGAAUAUGUGUCUCUUGGGAAAGUAGAGGCAGCUUUGAAGAAUCUUCCAUUAAUAGACAACAUUUGUGCAUAUGCAAACAGCUACCAUUCUUACGUCAUUGGGUUUGUCGUGCCAAACCAAAAGGAGCUGACAGAACUGGCUCGAAAGAAAGGACUCCGGGGCACGUGGGAGGAGCUGUGCAACAGCUGUGAGAUGGAAAACGAGGUGCUCAAAGUGCUGUCUGAGGCUGCCGUGUCAGCAAGCCUGGAAAAGUUUGAAAUUCCGGUGAAAAUUCGCCUGAGCCCUGAACCGUGGACCCCGGAGACUGGUCUGGUCACAGAUGCCUUCAAGCUGAAGCGCAAAGAGCUGAAAACACAUUACCAGGCGGACAUUGAGCGAAUGUACGGAAGAAAAUAGUGGCUCCCUUCAGCACCAGUGUGCCGCAGGGAGCUCGGAUCAAAUAGGAAAAUACUUGAAAUGCAUGUCUCAGACCGUGAGGCGAACUCCAUUCCUCAUAUGAAACCCAGACUGGUGUUUCUCAUGGCGUCACCACUUCUGACGGACAGGACGAGUAAAAUGCUACGACAGCAAUUGCGUCUGUCUCUUCUCUCCUCUCCCCCGCAGUCACGGCCACCUGGACUGCGCCGUCAGCAUGAGGACUCCUCUCCCGAACCGCACUGGGGAGCAGUGAUUUUAAAACCUCAAGUUUUUAAACAUGAUUUGUAUGUUCUGUAUAAUGUUCAGUUUGUAACUUUUUAAAGUUUGGAUGUAUAGAGGGAUAAAUAGGAAAUAUAAGAAUUGGUUAUUUGGGGGGCUUUUUUACUCACAGUAUUUAAAAAUGUAAGGUUAUGUAUGAUGUGAAAUUAUGUAAAUUUUAAAUGCUUAUGAAUCAAGUCAUUGUUGAACAAAAGCUUUGUUUCUGUGUAAUUAUUGUCCUGUAUGCAUUUGAGAGAAAUAAAAUACACCCAUACUUACGUUUUAAGAAAUCGAGACUUUGUGAA
This is a messenger RNA of Phyllostomus discolor (pale spear-nosed bat), 3302 nucleotides long. It is a transcript of the gene ACSL3, whose product is annotated as acyl-CoA synthetase long chain family member 3. Lineage: Eukaryota; Metazoa; Chordata; Mammalia; Chiroptera; Phyllostomidae. Bases 556 to 2718 code for a protein of 720 amino acids. The record is from RefSeq and is a predicted model, not a curated record. Gene Ontology annotation, biological process: neuron differentiation; long-chain fatty-acyl-CoA metabolic process; long-chain fatty acid metabolic process. The transcript is spliced from 17 exons. Gene Ontology annotation, cellular component: lipid droplet; endoplasmic reticulum; plasma membrane. Gene Ontology annotation, molecular function: long-chain fatty acid-CoA ligase activity.